AUUCCCGCUCACUUGCACACCCCUGCACGCCCACAUACGGCACAUUAGCGUGACAUUAGCCAGCGCAGCGAACGGUAUCAGCGAAAAUAGCUGAAGCCACAACCAGCAGUUUGUUCUUUUUCCUAGUCAGUUGACGUUUGGUCGAACCGUGUGGUCGCUCCGGUCUAACAGUUCCAAUACUAGGCAAGUUAAGAUUUACACGCCGCUGCUGACACAUUUCAAUUAAACGUGAAAAAUGUCGAUUUAUCGUAUUUCAACGCGUAAGUUGCCCGAAGCGCAGAAACUGAAUGGCCUUUUGGUGCGUUUCAUCUCUGCCGAUUCGAGCUUGCGUGAUGUGCUCGCUGCUAAAAUUCCAGCCGAACAGGAGCGUGUAAAGAACUUCAGGAAGCAAUAUGGUGCCACCAAAAUGGGUGAAACCACCAUUGAUAUGAUGUAUGGUGGUAUGCGUGGCAUUAAGGGUCUCGUUUGCGAAACCUCCGUGUUGGACGCCGAUGAGGGUAUCCGUUUCCGAGGUCUUUCCAUUCCCGAAUGCCAAAAGGUCUUGCCCAAGGCCGAAGGCGGUGAAGAGCCAUUGCCCGAAGGUCUCUUCUGGUUGUUGCUUACCGGUGAUGUGCCAACCAAGGGACAAGUCAAACAAUUGUCGAAGGAAUGGGCCGAACGCGCUGCACUGCCACAACAUGUAGUCACCAUGUUGAAUAACAUGCCCACCACUUUGCAUCCAAUGUCGCAAUUCGCAUGCGCCGUCACUGCAUUGAAUCACGACAGCAAAUACGCUAAGGCCUACUCAGAGGGUGUACACAAGACCAAGUACUGGGAGUACGUGUACGAGGACAGCAUGGACUUGAUUGCCAAAUUGCCUGUCGUUGCGGCAACCAUCUACUGCAAUACCUAUCGUGGUGGCAAAGGCUCCAAAUCGAUCGAUUCCAGUCAGGAUUGGUCUGCCAACUUUGUCAAAAUGCUGGGCUAUGACAAUCCCAAAUUCACCGAAUUGAUGCGUCUCUACCUGACCAUUCACAGCGAUCACGAGGGUGGCAAUGUUUCUGCACACACUGUGCACUUGGUUGGCUCCGCUUUGAGCGAUCCCUACCUAUCGUUCGCUGCUGGCAUGAACGGUUUGGCUGGUCCAUUGCACGGUUUGGCCAAUCAAGAAGUGUUGGUGUGGUUGCGCAAAUUGCAAAAGGAAUUGGGUGCCAACCCAACUGAGGAUGCGUUGAAGGAUUACGUUUGGAAGACCUUAAAAUCGGGACAGGUUGUGCCCGGCUAUGGUCAUGCUGUGCUACGUAAGACCGAUCCACGCUACACCUGCCAACGUGAGUUCGCGCUCAAACACCUGCCUAACGAUGAUCUCUUCCAACUGGUGUCGAAGAUCUACAAGAUUGUGCCACCAAUUCUAACCGAAACCGGCAAGGUCAAGAACCCAUGGCCCAAUGUAGAUGCUCACUCCGGUGUAUUGCUGCAAUACUACGGCAUGAAAGAAAUGAAUUACUACACCGUAUUGUUCGGUGUUUCGCGUGCGCUUGGUGUCUUGGCUUCAUUGAUCUGGGAUCGUGCCUUGGGUCUGCCCAUUGAGCGACCAAAAUCCUUGUCGACCGAUAUGUUGAUGAAAAUGGUGCAAAAGUAAAUGAAAGUGAAAAUGAAAAGUGUUCAAUAACGAAGGCGCCGAUUUGUUGUUGGAUAGAAGACGUGAAUCAAAUGUGGAAAUAACCAAAAACCUAUAACUAUAAAUUGCGAAAUAGUUUUAUUUGAAAAGCAAAAAUAAAUAAAUUAGCCAACAGCGAAAUUCGUAAAUGAUGAAGCAAAUGCGUUUAGUUGAAUACAAAAUGAAAAUAUUUAUUGUUAUGCACCGAUAACAACAACAACGACAAAAACAACAAUUUUACCAACAACGGCAGAGACAACAAGGCAAACAAAAACAAAAAACAAAAACACUACACCGCAAAACAACUUGAAACGCUUCUAAUUUUAACUUAAUUAUUAUUACAUUUAAGCGUAUUGCGUGCAAAAGCGCCACAGCCACUAAAUGAGAACUUAACGAGCAGAAACAGCUAGCGCUAAACACAGCUAAGAAUAUCCCCAUUUCAAAACUUAUUUUAUUUUAAGUAGAAAAAAGUUUAAUAAUCUAAGUAAAAUGUGGAUUUCUUUCAACAACAACAAUAAAAACAAAAACGAAAAACAACAACAAAAAUUUCGAGCAACAGCUGAGCUAAAAAGUAUGAUAUUAAAUUACUUUAAAGUAAAUAAAUUGUUUUAAUUAAAUAAGUACACGGUAAUAACGAUUCCCAAAAAAUUUCACCUGCAUCAAAAGUGAUGCAUUAAUUAUAUACAUAUAUACCUACAUACAUACAUACAUAGUUAUGUAUAUAUAAAUAUAUUAUGACGUAUAUAACAUACAUAUGUAUAUGUAUACAAAAUAUACAAACAAGUAUCUUGUGAAACGGCAUUAUUACUUUGUGAGUUGUUGCAAUUCAAUGAAAUAAAAACAAAUAUUAAAACAUGUAUUCGAGAAUAAGUGAGAAAGCUACAAACAAUAAAGAAAAACUAAAAACAUUAAAACAUAAACAAAAAAAUGUAUUUGAGUUUAUUGUUAAGAGCCGGGUUGUGAUUUUUUCGCUUCAAAACUUUUGAAUUGAAAUUUAGAUUAAAAACGAAAUUAAAAUCUGAAAAUUAAAUUAUAUUUAUUAUUGUAAUUCUUUGUAAAUUUUUUAAUUUUGAAAUUAAAAUUUCAAUUGAAGUUUUGUUUUUCCUUGAAUUUUUUUUAAUUUUUAAUUCCAGAAUUUUGCUAAUUUUUUUUCUUUAAAAUUUCAAUAUUAGAUUUCUACUUUUUAACUCAAAAUCGGAAUUAAAAAUUUAAUUUUUAAUUUUUCUUCAUUUUAAUAUUUUUAUUUAUGUUUUUAACUAAAAUUUCAAUCGAAAUUUAUUUUUUUUUAAUUUUUUAAUCCAAGAAAUUAGCGAAUUUUUUUCUUAAAAAUUUCAAUACUAAUUGCUUUAUUUUUCUUUUUCUCUUUCUUUUAAUUUUAAUUUUUUUAUUUUUUAAUUUUGAAAUUAAAGUUUCCAUUGUAGUUUUAUUUUUAUUUCAAUCUCUUUUUAGUUUUUGAUUCAAGAAAUUUGCGAUGUUUUUCUUUUUUUAAAUUCCAAUAUUAGAAUUUUAAUUUUUAUUCCCAAAAUCGAAAUUAAAAACUUUAAAUAUCACUGUUUUAUUUUUUUUGUAACUUACGUUUUUUUAUUUUUUAAGUUUGAAAUUAAAAUUUCAAUCGAAAUGUAAUUUUUAAAAUUUGUUUUUUAUUUUUUUAAUUCAAGAAUUUUGCGAAUUUUUUUUCUUUAAAAUUUUAAUAUUAGAUGUUUACUUUUUAACCCAAAAUCGGAAUUAAAAAUUUAAAAUUUAAUUGUUUUUUUUUAUUUUUAAUAUUUUUUAAUUUUGAAAUUAAAAUUUCAAUUGAUUUUAUUUUUCAUUUAAUUUUUUUUUAAUUUUCUUGAAUGUUUUGUUUUUAAAUUUAAGAAUCUAAAAGUUAGAAAUUUCAAUUGAAAUUUAAUUUAAUUUUUUGUUUAGUUCAAGAAAUCAAAAUUUUAACUCCAAUUUGAAAUCUAAUUUUUUGUUCAAAUUUUUUGAAUCAAAUUUUUAAUCCACGAAAUUAAAUUUUUAAUCCAAACUAAAAAUCAGCAUUUCAAAUUGAAAUUCAAUUUUAUAUUUUGAAAAAUUUAAUUUUUAAGCCAAAAUGUAGGCAUUAAAAAUGUAAAAUCUAAUUGAAAAUUUAGUUUUUAAUUGCAAAAUCAGAACUAAAAUUUUAAAUUUUUAUUUUUAAUCCAAAAUGUUUGGAAUUAAUAUUUGAUUUUUUUUUUUAAUUUAAUAGUAAAAUUUGAAAAAUUAUUUUUUAAAUCCGAACAGCGUGGAUCAUAAAUUGAAACAUUAUCCAAGCAAUAAGAUAUUUAAGUUUGCCGACCACGGUUCUAAAGCAUAGAAGAUGAGGACUGUGUGCGAGCUCUAGUUAAAAAUGGUAGAACACGAUGUACGCAAACGCGCAAAAAUGUAAAUUCUAAAACAAUUAAGUUUUUUAAUCAAAAGCUUAUUUUUUAUUUUUAUUUAAACAAAAAUAUAAAUUAUAAAAACCGGAUUAAAAAUUAAAAAUAAAUUUAAAAUUAAAUUCAAUAAACCUAAAAAGCGGUUUAAAAACUAAUGAAUGAAUCUCAAAAACCGUUUUAAAAAUUUAUUAAAUUUAAUUUUAAAUUUUUAAUUAACCAACGGAAUAAAAAUUAAAAAGAAAUUCAAUAAAUCUGGUUUUGGAAUAAUUUUUUUUUCAAUCCGAUGUUUGGGAAAUUUAUUUUUAAUUAAGAUUUUCGGGACGAAAAAAUAAAUUUUUUUUAAUGCAUUAUUUGCAACCCUGCUACGAGUUUGCACUCAAAACAUGUACAAUAAAGACAACAUAAUAAAACUACAUAUAUGAUAAAGGAAGUACAUGGCAAUUACAGAAAUCACACAAAGUCAAAAAUGUUUAGGAAAAAUAAAAAUUGAAAAACAAACAAAAGCAUAUAUUAAUUUUUAGGGAGUAGCAUGGAUAAGAACAAGAGUGUUCAAAGUAAUGCUAAAUAAAUUAUUUAAAUUUUAUCAACAUAGGUUUCUGUUAGCAGUAGGUUCUUAAAGGUUUAGAAUAUUAGUUUUAAAAUAUACUAGGUCCUCAAUAGUUUUGCGUUGUUUAUUUUAAAAUAUUUUCUAUAAUACAAUAUUUUAAAUUUUGGUUGGUUUAUUUUAAACCCUUUUCCGUAAUUUUCCAUACUUUUUCCACUUUAUUUGUAUUGCACAUUUCCACUACCAAGCAAUGCCACUCUUUUAUUACCCUACCCACCUUUCCUACGAGCUUUAAUUUCCAACUUAAAACUACUUUCGAACAUUGGAAUAUAAAAAAAACACACACUCAAACGUGUUGUUAAGCGUACAAUAACUAUUUAUAAGCGCAUUUUAAUAUAUAUUAAUGCAUUACAUACAAAUUUAUUAAACAAUAAUAUUACAAAGUACUUAUUUAUUUAGACGCAUAACCGCACGUAGUGGAUAAAGUGCUAGUAAAUAGACAAAUAAAUAUGUGUUGAAAAUAUUGCUGAAUAAUGAAAAUGUGCAUGUAAGCAUUAUAAAUAAUUGGAAACUUAAUAAACAAAAAUUUUUUGCUGUCCUAUUAAAUUGUUUUGUGGAAAUUAAGACAUAGUGGAUUUGUUUAAAAUUAGCAAACUAGCUCGUUAGGAUGAUUUCGCAAGGACUCUUAAAAAUAAAUGCUUGCUGGCUGGCGAAAAAGUUAAAAAUAAAA
Bactrocera oleae (olive fruit fly) is the source of this 5291-nucleotide messenger RNA. It is a transcript of the gene kdn, whose product is annotated as citrate synthase. The record is from RefSeq and is a predicted model, not a curated record. Gene Ontology annotation, biological process: tricarboxylic acid cycle; citrate metabolic process; carbohydrate metabolic process. NCBI's taxonomy places the organism in Eukaryota, Metazoa, Arthropoda, Insecta, Diptera, Tephritidae. Gene Ontology annotation, cellular component: mitochondrial matrix.